Molecule: messenger RNA, 1375 nt
Organism: Hydra vulgaris (swiftwater hydra)
Lineage: Eukaryota; Metazoa; Cnidaria; Hydrozoa; Anthoathecata; Hydridae
Product: glutaredoxin-3
Biological process (GO): intracellular iron ion homeostasis
Cellular component (GO): nucleus; cytosol
Source: RefSeq, a predicted model, not a curated record
GGCGAUUAGGGUAGAAUGAGACAUUUUCUUUCCUCUAAAAGCAUAGGAAAAGUAAAGCAAAAAUUAUUACUUAACACUUUCAAAAUGGUUGAAAAUUUACAUAUAUGCUACGAUGACUCUUCUCUGAAAAGUUUACUCAAGUCAGCAAACAGCCAAGUGGUUGUAAUACAUUUUGAAGCUGAAUGGGCUGCUGAAUGUAAGCAAAUGAAUGAUGUUUUUAUUCAACUUGCUAAAGAUUUUCAACAUGCACUGUUUAUAAGAAUUGAAGCAGAAGAAUUACCUGAAAUUACCCAGCAGUAUGAAGUCGAAUCUGUGCCUACAUUUAUUCUGCUAAAGAACUCCAAGGUUAUUGAUAAAAUCGAAGGUGCUGAUGCAGCAAGUUUAACAAAAAAAGUUAAACACCAUGUGACUUCAUUUGUUAGUCCUGUUGUUGCUUCAGAAGUUUCUGCUGCUUCCGAUAAAAAUAACUUGGAAGAUCGUUUAAAAAACCUGAUAAAUCAGUCAUUUUGCAUGCUUUUUAUGAAAGGAGAGCCAGAUGCGCCUGAGUGUGGCUUUAGUCGGGAAAUUGUGACUAUUCUCAAAAAUAAUGGCAUUCAGUUUUCGUUCUUUGAUAUCCUUACUGAUGAUACUGUCCGGGAAGGCUUGAAGAAGUUUUCUAAUUGGCCAACUUAUCCCCAGCUUUAUAUUAAUGGAGAACUUGUAGGAGGCUUGGAUAUAGUUAGGGAACUUGCAGAAACUGGUGAACUCCUUCCGCUGUUAUCUCAAAAUGAAGAUUUAAAUACUAGACUUUCAAAACUGGUGAAGAAAGCUCCUAUUAUGGUUUUUAUGAAAGGAAGUCCUGAGAAUCCACGUUGUAAGUUUAGCAAAGAACUUAUGGAAGUGUUACAACCUUUUAAGUUUGAAUCAUAUGAUAUUUUGGAAAAUGAGGAGGUUCGACAGGGUUUAAAGACAUUUUCAGAUUGGCCAACUUUUCCGCAAAUAUAUGUGGGCGGUGAGUUUAUUGGAGGUCUUGAUAUAAUCAAGGGAUUGCGCGACAGCGGAGAGCUGGGGAGUACUUUAUGCCCACCGUCUUAAGUGUGUUUUACUAUUGCAAGAGUACACAACAAGUUCGUUACCUAUUUUAGAAAAAAUGUGUGCGCGAUUGAUACGAUUGACAAGAUCGAUACAAAAGAAACAUCCUCUUACUAGAAUAUCUAGUUUUUAAUAAAAGUUGUUUUAUCGUUUUCAACAUCCAUUUUAUAGUGUCUAAUUUUCGAACUGUAACACUUUUACAAGAAACCGAGAUUUCGUUGGUGAAAGGACAAACUAAACUGUGUUUUUCUAAAUACAUAUUCCGACAAAAAUUUAUGGUUUUUAGAAAGAACUUUUCUACUAA